AUGAGCCAACACUUCUCCAGAUUUGGAGAUGGGAAUUUCAGUUCUUCUUCUGCCCACUGUGGCACGCUGGGUGGCGGGAGAAGUUCAUUUGCCACAAGCCUUUAUGAAGGCAAUAGAGGAGAAGGAAGAUACAGUGGUUACGGGUACGGUUAUGGCAGCAGGAGUCUCUACAACCUUGGUGGGUUUAGGAAUCUUUCUACUGGUGGAGGCUACGGAGGAGAAGGAAUAGGAGGCAUCGAGGAGGUCCAUGUCAAUACCAACCUGCUGAGGCCAAUACCAAUACAAGUUGACCUCGAGUUCCAGAGGGUGCGGACAGAUGAGAAAGAGCAGAUUAAGGCUCUCAACAACAAAUUUGCAUCAUUCAUCGAUAAGGUUCAAUGUCUUGAGCGGCAGAACCAGGCUCUGAUGGCCAAAUGGGAACUUCUGCAGCAGCAAAGUACCCGACCGGAGGAGAGCAGAAAUAUCACCUCUUUCUUCCAAUCUUAUAUCAGCAACCUGCAGAGGCAGCUAGAGACACUCCAGAACCACAAGGAGCAGCUGGAUCCGGAAGCGUAUAACAUGCUUCAGCUUGUUGAAGAUUAUAAAAAGAGAUUCGAGGAUGAGAUCAACAAGCGUGCGUCUAAGGAAGAGGAGUUUGUGGAGCUUAAAAAGGAACUGGACAGCGCCUACAUGGGAAAAAUGGAGAUUGAUGUUCGGGUGGAAAUACUGAGGCAGGAGCUUGAGUUCCUCAGAUGCUUACAUGAAGCUGAGCUGUCCCAGCUGCAAACAGUAGUUGGCAACACCAGUGUCAUUCUGUCCAUGGACAACCACAGAGAACUGAACAUGGAUGGCGUCAUUGAAGAAGUCAGGCAGGAGUAUGAGACAAUUGCUCAGAGAAGCAAAGCUGAAGUAGAUGCCAUGUAUCAGGGCAGGUACCAGGACCUUCAGAACAUGUGGGUAAAUCAACGUGAGCAACUGAGGAACAGCUAUCAGGAAAUCCAGGAACUUACCAGGCAGAUCCAAAGACUACAGCCAGAAAUUGAAAUUGCAAGGAAAAAGAACACCAGCCUCCAAGAGACCAUUAAAGAUGCUGAGCAGCGCGGGAGCUCCGCCAUCAAAGACGGCCAGCAAAAGCUUCAAGAGUUGGAAAAUGCCCUGCAGCAGGCCAAGGAUGAUCUCACCCGCCUUCUUCACGAUUAUCAGGAACUCCUGAAUGUGAAAUUGGCCCUGGAUAUUGAAAUCGCCAUGUACAGGUCACUCCUUGAGGAGGAGGAGACCAGGUAG
This is a messenger RNA of Leptosomus discolor (cuckoo roller), 1263 nucleotides long. Lineage: Eukaryota; Metazoa; Chordata; Aves; Leptosomiformes; Leptosomidae. The record is from RefSeq and is a predicted model, not a curated record.